AGCACAGCUGCGCACUACUGACGCCUCUGAGACCCACUGAGACAGGCAAUGAGUCUUACAACAGCUGAAGCAGCGGUAGCUGUUAUUGCUGGCACGUCCCUGUUCAGCACCAGUGUGGAGCAAAUAUCCCGGAGCAUAGACACAUGGAGAAAUGUCACCAUUGAAAUCACCAAUUACAGCAAUACAUUCACCUUAACAAAUCCAAGGUCCUACACCUACAGUGGAUACUGUUACCAUCCUCCACAACCUACCAUUGCAAAAAGGACGAAAGAAGCAUGCUCGUUUUCCAAAACUCCACACACAGCUUGUGGUUCUGUCGGGGUUCUGACGUACCAAAUCCUCAAUAAUGAAACAAAACAUGUUGCUGAACUGGCCAUCAUGUUCUCUGUGCCUUUUGACUACAACCAAUAUGAAAACAUGUUUGCCCUUGGCAUUUAUGAACCAAACAUUUCAUGUGAUAAAAAUCUAUACAACAAGAUGUAUUAUCACGGUGGUCUGUUCACCAGAGGAAAAGGGACAGGGGGUGUUAUAACAUAUUGUGGAAAUGGAGCUCUGGUGAAGGGAACAAUGUCUGCUUAUGGCCAAUCAAUUAUUAGGGCUGAACUGUGGGAUAAGUAG
Colossoma macropomum (tambaqui) is the source of this 618-nucleotide messenger RNA. RefSeq names its product DELTA-stichotoxin-Hcr4a-like. Gene Ontology annotation, molecular function: channel activity. NCBI's taxonomy places the organism in Eukaryota, Metazoa, Chordata, Actinopteri, Characiformes, Serrasalmidae. The coding region runs from base 49 to 618 and encodes 189 amino acids. Gene Ontology annotation, biological process: pore complex assembly; monoatomic cation transport; cytolysis in another organism. The record is from RefSeq and is a predicted model, not a curated record. The transcript has 3 exons. Gene Ontology annotation, cellular component: pore complex.